Mauremys reevesii (Reeves's turtle) is the source of this 1667-nucleotide messenger RNA. Its product is annotated as putative RNA-binding protein Luc7-like 2. The record is from RefSeq and is a predicted model, not a curated record. Lineage: Eukaryota; Metazoa; Chordata; Testudines; Geoemydidae. Gene Ontology annotation, biological process: mRNA splice site recognition. Gene Ontology annotation, cellular component: U2-type prespliceosome; U1 snRNP. Gene Ontology annotation, molecular function: mRNA binding. Bases 329 to 1519 code for a protein of 396 amino acids. The transcript has 10 exons.
GGGGGCGGGAGAGGAGAGCGCGCGCACUGCGCGCCUUUCCGUUACUGCUGGCGCGCGCGCGCGUGUAGCAAGCGUGAAGGGUCGCGCGCGGGGGAAGCGAAGUCGCGAGACCGAGAGCAGCGCGAGGCAGUUUCCCGCUUUGCCCUUCGGGCCGAACCGCGAACGUGAGGCGGAGGCGCCAUCGUAGCCCUCACCGGCCGCGGAGAGAGGCUCCGCCCGGACCCGUAACGGGGGCGAGCCAGCGUCGGCCCGAAGCGCUGUAGGCCGCUGUCGGCGGAGCUCACGCAGACUCCGCCGGCUCGGCCCGGCCGGGCCCCGCGCGCUCAGGAUGUCGGCGCAGGCCCAGAUGCGCGCCAUGCUGGACCAGCUCAUGGGCACGUCCCGGGACGGGGAUACUACCCGUCAGCGAAUCAAAUUCAGUGAUGACCGAGUGUGCAAGAGUCACCUCCUAAACUGCUGCCCUCAUGAUGUCCUCUCUGGAACUAGGAUGGACCUUGGAGAAUGUCUGAAGGUGCAUGACCUGGCAUUAAGAGCAGAUUAUGAAAUUGCAUCCAAAGAACAAGACUUUUUCUUUGAGCUUGAUGCAAUGGAUCACCUGCAGUCAUUCAUUGCCGACUGUGACAGAAGAACUGAAGUGGCUAAGAAAAGACUAGCAGAAACCCAAGAAGAGAUCAGUGCUGAAGUUGCAGCUAAAGCUGAACGAGUUCAUGAAUUGAAUGAAGAAAUUGGGAAGCUAUUGGCCAAAGUAGAACAGCUGGGAGCUGAUGGAAAUGUGGAGGAGUCCCAGAAAGUAAUGGAUGAAGUGGAGAAAGCAAGGGCAAAGAAGAGAGAAGCAGAGGAAGUGUACAGGAAUUCAAUGCCUGCCUCCAGCUUUCAGCAGCAGAAGCUCCGUGUCUGUGAAGUGUGUUCUGCCUACCUUGGUCUUCAUGAUAAUGACAGGCGACUUGCUGACCACUUUGGAGGAAAACUGCACUUAGGGUUUAUCGAAAUAAGGGAGAAACUUGAGGAGCUCAGGAGGGUUGUGGCUGAUAAACAGGAAAAACGGAAUCAGGAGCGCCUGAAACGCAGAGAGGAGAGGGAGAAAGAAGAAAGGGAGAAGCUAAGGAGGUCCAGAUCCCAUAGCAAGAAUCCCAGAAGAUCUAGGUCUCGAGAUCGCCGCAGACAUCGGUCUCGCUCUGCCUCCCGGGAACGAAAGAGAAGAACUCGCUCCAAAUCCCGUGAGAAACGCCACCGUCACAGGUCUCGCUCCAGCAGCCGCAGCAGGAGCCGCAGCCAUCAGAGAAGCAGGCAUAGUUCCAGGGACAGGAGCAGAGAACGCAAAAAAAGAUCCUCAAAAGAAAGAUCUUCCAGAGACAAAGAACGGUCAAGAGAUCAUGACAGAACAUCACGUGACAAAGACAGGAGCUCAAGAGAGAGGUCACCCCGAGAUAACAAAGACAGGAAACGUUCAUAUGAAAGUGCUAAUGGCCGAUCAGAAGACCGGAGGAGCUCAGAGGAGCGUGAAGCAGGGGAGAUAUAACUGCUGUACAGUCACCGGAUCCUCUAGCUUCCUAUGGAGUUGCAUACUAUGGUUUAGUUUACAGUUGUUCAAAGGGACACCAGUGGGCAGUUCCAGACACUGAUCCAACUAGGGUAGAAGUACAGUAUAUAAAAGUGGUUAUAACUAA